CACACGUGUUCCGCGCGCGCGCGCGCGAUGUUCCUUAUCCGCGCAGUUUCGUUUACGACAAUUGGAAUAUCGUGCGGAUAUGUAAAAAUACAAUAGAACGGAACGGGCAGAUAAGAUUAAUUUGCAGUGUUUUAAGCAUGAUAAUUUUAAUUAUAAAGCGCAACACAAUGGCACGGUUGACGGAGGCUGAUCUAAACUAAAUUAACAUUCGUGUGCGUGUGCUGUGUACACAGGCUGUACCCGGCAUAUUCAUGAGAUGAGUGGCAAAGCAAGGAGACGUUCGUGACGGAAGGUUAUGGGCUAAACUAACUCAUCUCUAAUCUCUAAGUUUCUCUUUUUUUAAAGAGAAAAUAUGGGCAACUUCACGGGUGACAUUGUGAUUUGCCUGCUGCUACUACUUUCAGUCACAAUCAUAUUUGGAACCAGUGAGAUCAUCAAAUUGUUUACGAACAACAAAGAUGAGAUCUUCAAGACAUCUACCUACAGUUGGGUCGUUCGAUUGUGUUUAAACGUAUUGGGAUAUGCCACUGUAUUGUUGCCAGGUUGCCUUAUAUACAAAUAUGUGCGUUACACAAAAUAUUUUCAAAAAAAAGGAAAAAGUUGUAUCUCCAAAUUGGCGCACUCGUGUUUUGUCGGACAUAGCGAGACAGGUCUCUUGGAUUCACCUUCGUACACUCCUAAUACUUCCACUCUUGUUCAACGUACUUUUACUCAAGAUGCUCUACUCCUGAUAUAUUGUUUCUUUGGACUGCAAAUCAGUUAUCUUACAUGGGGCUACUUACAAGAGAAGAUAAUGACUCAAGAAUAUGAAGAUGCUUCUGGCAACAAAGCGCAAUUUCAAGACUCGCAAUUUCUGGUGUUCGUAAAUCGUAUUCUCGCCUUUCUUAUGUCAGGAUUAUAUUUACUUAUUCGACGUCAACCACAACACAAAACACCAUUGUACAAAUAUGCAUUUUGUUCUUUGUCGAAUAUCAUGAGUAGUUGGUGUCAAUAUGAGGCUUUGAAGUAUGUUAGUUUUCCCUCGCAGGUUCUGGCUAAAGCUUCGAAAAUUAUUCCGGUCAUGGUGAUGGGGAAAAUAGUCUCGCAUACAACGUACGAAUAUUACGAGUACGUUACAGCGAUUCUUAUUUCUAUUGGCAUGACUCUCUUUAUGCUGGACAGUGCUGAUCGUAAAAACGACGGAGCUACAACACUGUCCGGUGUUAUUCUACUGGGAGGUUACUUAUUAUUAGAUAGUUUUACAAGUACCUGGCAGAAUGCACUUUUCGUAGACUACGGUGUUACGAGCGUACAAAUGAUGUGUGCUGUUAAUAUGUUUUCCUGUUUAUUGACUGCGAUGUCCUUAUUUCAACAAUCGAGUUUUCCGCUAAUAUUCUCUUUUAUGACAACGUAUCCUAGGUUUAUAAUCGAUUGCUUACUAAUCUCCAUUUGCUCGGCGAGCGGCCAGUUGUAUAUCUUUUACACCAUUUCGAAGUUCGGAUCAAUUACGUUUGUUAUUAUGAUGACUAUUCGUCAGGGAUUGGCGAUAUUAUUGUCGUGUUUGAUCUAUCAUCACGAAAUCACCGUCAUCGGAAUAUUCGGCAUAUUGUUGGUAUUUGGUUCAGUAUUUUUACGAAUUUAUUGCAACAAUCGAUUGCGCGCAAUCAGAAGACGCAGAGCCGCGGCGAGUAGUAUAAGACAUUGAGAGCUGUGUCGUUUAGGCGGAAUUCAAACAAAUUAUAUAUAUAUAUACGUAUAUAUAUAUAUAUAUAUAUAUUGACAUAAACGUAGAGAAUUCUAUUGAAUAUUUAUUGUAAUUGCUAUGGAUUACAGGAUAAAAUUUCGCCGUUGUAAUUGAAUCUGAAACUAUUUUCAAGUUACUUCAAGAAACUUGAAAUCUUAUUCUGUAUUUCCAUAAUCAAUUCCCUUUCUCGUAAUCUAUCCACUAUAUUCCCGAUAGGCUUCGAUAGAUUUUAAUUGUACGAAAACAAAGGAUAAAAAAAAAUAUUUAUCAUAUAUUUGUGCUCACACGUACGUUUAUGAGUACAAAGUAUAUUUUGAGUGACAGAUACUCGAAAAGAUUUGUGAUUUGUGAAAAAAGUAACUUUGACAUUUAUACUAUAUUAUGUAGUAUAAUAAGUACUGCACACAUAUAUACUAUUACAUUUUAUUAAGAAAAAAUAUUUUGAUAUAAAUGCAUAUAUGUGAACAAACAUGUGUACGGGCAAAAGUUUCUUUUUUUUAUUAGAAAGACAUUUGAACACACACACACACACACAAAAAAA
Pseudomyrmex gracilis is the source of this 2264-nucleotide messenger RNA. Its product is annotated as adenosine 3'-phospho 5'-phosphosulfate transporter 1. Gene Ontology annotation, biological process: transmembrane transport. Bases 353 to 1684 code for a protein of 443 amino acids. Gene Ontology annotation, cellular component: Golgi membrane; endoplasmic reticulum membrane. Gene Ontology annotation, molecular function: 3'-phosphoadenosine 5'-phosphosulfate transmembrane transporter activity. The record is from RefSeq and is a predicted model, not a curated record. NCBI's taxonomy places the organism in Eukaryota, Metazoa, Arthropoda, Insecta, Hymenoptera, Formicidae. The transcript is spliced from 8 exons.